GCGGGCAACGGCUGAUGACGUUUGAGCCCGCGCUCGGUUAAGGAAGGAUUUGGGGGUCCUGUUGUAGGAAGUCGGGGUGCAGCCAGACGGAGCUGGGUGGGACGGCAGGUAAAAAUUCAAGAUGCCUGGGCGUUCCAGUUCAAAUUCAGGUUCAACUGGUUUUAUAUCCUUCAGCGGUAUAGAAUCUGCUCUCUCCUCCUUAAAAAACUUCCAAACCUGCAUCAACACUGGAAUGGACACAGCUUCUAGUGUUGCUUUCGAUCUUGUGGAAACUCAGACUGAAGUGAGUAGUGAAUACAGUAUGGAUAAGGCAAUGGUUGAAUUUGCUAUGAUGGAUCGGGAACUAAAUCAGUACGUAAAGGCUGUUCAGUCGACGAUAAAUCAUGUAAAAGAAGAACGUCCAGAAAAUAUACCAGAUCUAAAGUUAUUAGUGGAGAAGAAAUUUUUGGCUUUACAGAAUAAGAAUUCUGAUGCAGACUUUCAAAACAAUGAAAAAUAUGUGCAGUUUAAGCAACAGCUGAGAGAAUUGAAGAAGCAAUCAGGGAAACGUAAAGAAGAUGGAGGACACAGUGAGGUGGACAAGAUUAAGGAUAAGGAUGCAAGUAGAGCAGGCAAUGAACGAGGUUAUAGAAUUUUUUCUUCCAUUCUCAUUGUCCUCUCUUUCCUCAAACACUUGCAUUUGAAAGGGUUUCAGACCCCACACUGCUGCAGAAACAAUAAAGCACACAUUCUCAACGACAUAUUCAACUGGUCUGUGAACACAACCGGCCUUGCACCAGAUUUCAAGAAAUCAUGAACAUGUCUCCUUGCCAAAAAGCACAUCAGAGUAGAUAAUGGCAAAACCCUCAGUGAAUCCUGGAAUUUUUAAAAAAUUAACUGUUGCAUCAAAUAAGUCGACUAUGUAGUGAAAUUUUUAAUCAGCAGUUUUUCCCCUUUCUCUUCUAUUCUUCCUCUUUCACUCCAACCUCCAGCCAGAAUAACUGACUAUUAAAUUUCACCAUAAAUUUACCAGGAAUUUACACAGGGUAAUCCUCAGUUGUCACUAUGAUUUGAAAUAACCUCUCUUCUAUUCAUAGAUUAGGACCUCACCAAA
Molecule: messenger RNA, 1093 nt
Organism: Eptesicus fuscus (big brown bat)
Lineage: Eukaryota; Metazoa; Chordata; Mammalia; Chiroptera; Vespertilionidae
Gene: NSMCE2
Product: NSE2 (MMS21) homolog, SMC5-SMC6 complex SUMO ligase
Exons: 5
Coding region: 122-796 (224 amino acids)
Biological process (GO): double-strand break repair via homologous recombination; protein sumoylation
Cellular component (GO): nucleus; Smc5-Smc6 complex
Molecular function (GO): SUMO ligase activity; zinc ion binding
Source: RefSeq, a predicted model, not a curated record